GUGGGAUGAGGUUAGCUGGAGUGGGGAUGAGUAGUUUCGAGGUGGUAGUGCUUUCUACAUGGAGCCCAAUCAGACUGUCCACCUUCCUCUCUCUCACACACGGGGUGGGACAGAGAACGCUCUCCUCACCUUCCUGGCUUACAGAGAGCUGGAGACCGUCGUGGAGCCAACGUUGGUGCAGGAGGGAGGCAGAGACAACGCCAGUGUGAAGUUCAAUUCGAAGGUGGUGACGGUGACCAAAGUGGGCGGCCAGAGGCAGGGUCUGACACCAACCCUCAACAUCACCUUCCGUGUGAAGGAGGAGCCGUGCGAUGAUGGCAAGAGGAAGAGACUCUGCGGCACCUGGAUGGGCAACGGCUGGGAAACACAGCAGGAGAGCAGCGGCAACAAGACUCACGCCACCUGUACCUACAACACCCUGUCCAGCUUUGCCCUGCUGCUGGCUCAGUACAAAAUGGACCCGGUGCACAGUACCGCCCUCUGGUGGAUCACUGUGCUGGUGCUGCCCGUGUCGCUCUUCUUCCUCUUGUUGUCCUUAGCAACCUUCUUCUGGUGCAAGGCCAUCCGCGGUCCCAACACGCUGAUCCGAGCGCACCUCUGCCUCAACCUCUUCCUGGCCGAGCUGCUCUUCCUCAUCACCAUGUUCAUCAAACGGCAAUCGGUAACCUGUGGGUGA
Messenger RNA from Leucoraja erinaceus (little skate), 676 nucleotides. RefSeq names its product adhesion G protein-coupled receptor E3-like. The transcript is spliced from 3 exons. Gene Ontology annotation, molecular function: G protein-coupled receptor activity. Bases 59 to 676 code for a protein of 205 amino acids. Gene Ontology annotation, cellular component: membrane. NCBI's taxonomy places the organism in Eukaryota, Metazoa, Chordata, Chondrichthyes, Rajiformes, Rajidae. The record is from RefSeq and is a predicted model, not a curated record. Gene Ontology annotation, biological process: adenylate cyclase-activating G protein-coupled receptor signaling pathway.